CGAAUCAAGAGACUUAACUAACUUCUAAUUGCUCCUGAAUAAUCGGCAGAAAACCCUAAGAAACGGUUCUAGGAUUUGGAGCUCGACUGCAGCCUUUUAAGUGCGCCCCAGAGCCGUAUCUCGUACCCGAAAAAAAAACCUCGGUCAACUUCCGCCGAAGACCAUUCUCAACAUGCCAGCCUUCUCGAGACUCGUUAGGUUUCUUGCCAAAGAUGACCGAAUCUACUACGGUGAUGCCAUCCUCCCGGACGGCGAGACCAAUGUUGGCAAAGCGAAAAAGGCGCAUGUCAUCACCGGCGAUGUUUUUGGGAAGCAUGAGGUCACCGACAAGAUUGUCGACAUUCGUCUUCUUCUCGCUCCACUAGCAACAGAGGAUGUCGGCACUGUGAGAUGCCUUGGCUUGAACUACACGCAGCAUGCUAUUGAGACCAAGAUGCCUAUUCCCAAAUUUCCCGUCCUUUUUUACAAACCCAAGUCAUCGCUCUCAGGGCCAUCCGAUCCUAUCCCCAUUCCCGCUAGGGCACAGACCGGCCAGUCACUGGACUAUGAAUGCGAGCUCGUCAUCGUCAUCGGCAAGCAGGCCCUUGACGUAUCCGAAGAUGAUGCAUUGGAUUAUGUCCUGGGUUAUGCUGUUGGUAACGAUGUAUCUCAUCGCGACUGGCAGAUCAAGUUCGGCGGAGGCCAAUGGUCUCUUGGCAAGGGCUUCGAUGGAUGGGCGCCUUACGGCCCUGGUAUCGUGACCAAGGACGUCAUCAAAGACGGCCAGAACCUCAACAUCUGGACUAAGCUCAAUGGUGAAACUGUGCAGAACAGCUCCACCAAAGACCAGAUAUUUGGCAUCAAGAAGGUCAUCUCGUUUUUGAGUCAGGGUACGACUCUGGAACCCGGCGACCUCAUCUUUACUGGAACCCCUGAAGGAGUUGGAAUGGGAAGGAGCCCACCUCUCUGGCUCCAGGAUGGAGAUGUUGUCGAGGUUGGCCUCGAAGGAAUUGGAUCAAUCACAAACACGGUUGAAUUCGGGACACCCAAUGCGAAGAUUUAGUCAACACCUGUGUUCAUGUGUCCGAGGUCAAAGUUUGUGCUCGAAGAAUGUCAAUAAACAGCAUAUUUACUUUUUUU
Molecule: messenger RNA, 1119 nt
Organism: Fusarium vanettenii 77-13-4
Lineage: Eukaryota; Fungi; Ascomycota; Sordariomycetes; Hypocreales; Nectriaceae
Exons: 5
Coding region: 173-1042 (289 amino acids)
Molecular function (GO): catalytic activity
Source: RefSeq, a predicted model, not a curated record